Messenger RNA from Spirometra erinaceieuropaei, 600 nucleotides. The record is from the annotation of a GenBank genome assembly. Lineage: Eukaryota; Metazoa; Platyhelminthes; Cestoda; Diphyllobothriidea; Diphyllobothriidae.
AUGGUAAAAAGCCAAGAGACUAAAGAGGGUAGACGCCAGGACGUUGACCUGCAUCACUCGGUUGGUCAUUGUGAAUGCCACAGAGACGGCUCAGUUCUCCGUAACGCACCUCGUUGCGCCAUCGUGGAGUUGCUACGUCUCGCGCCUGCACGUCAUGCUGCCGCCAAGGUCCAGUUUGAGCACAUGCCUCAUGUGGGCAUUGUUCGUCAAUCUGAGAAAGCAUCGUCCCUUCAUAUGGUUUCCAAGGCUGCUUCAGGUGACUGGCGCCCCUGCGGUGACUACAUGGCCUUGAACAACGUAACUAUCUCGGACCGCUAUCCUGUCCCGCAUCUUCAGGAUUUUACCGUAGCCCUUUACGGCAAAUUUGUGUUCUCGAAGAUCGGCUUGAUCCGUGCUUUCCACCAGAUUCCCAUUGCUCCGGCGAACAUUCCAAAAACGGCCGUCACUACACUCCUUGGCCUCUUUGGACUCCGCAACGCCUCACAAAACUUCCAAAGAUUCGUAGACAAAGUACUUCAUGGCCUACCCUUUCUUUACGCCUAUAUCGACGACCUUUUGAUUGCCAACUCCUAUGCCAAAGAACACAUGGAGUAUCUUUAA